UUUUUUUUUUCUUCUUUUUCUUAUUUCUUUUUAUGUGGUUAAAAAUCAAAGGUAAAGCUAAAAAGAAAAAAAAGAAAACAAGAUAAGCACAAUCCACUCAUUUCAAUUCAAGUAAAGAAUCUUAUUUACUUUUCACCCACUGAGAAUAUUGCACAAGAAACAAAUCAAACUCAACAAACAACACAUCAAAGCAAGUCUAAACUAAACCAGAAUGAAUCCAAUAGCCAUGAACACAAAAAUCAUGCUAUGUUUGAUCAAAUCCUAUCUCAAUUCAUCAGUCUAUCACACAGUCUAAAGAUAGAUAUGAAUACAGAAAAAACAAAACAAGUCUUCAUACAGAAUAAAGAGACAGUCAAAGACGAACAAGCCAUGUUUGAACUUUUAAUGCAGGCCUGGAAAGAAGAUAUUGAGCAACAAUAUAAAGAUACAGCAUCACAGACUGUAGAAACAUUAAAAGACAUGAACAAACGACUAAAUAACAUUCGCCAAGAGACAGAAAUAUCAACACCUGUUGUAUACAAGGACAAGACUGAGUUAGAAGAAGCACUCAAGGUCUCUGUUGAACGUAUGACAAGCAAUAAAAUGGACGGAUUUGAUGUACUAUGCCAAGAGAUUGCUGAUAUCAACACACCGCUAUAUCAAAGUAUUCAAGAAAUAGACCACCUAUUCAACAGCCAUGGACCAUGGCAAAUAGACUUUAAAAUGAAGAUGUAUAAAUGCUUUGAUAUUCAAUAUGAUCCAUAUUAUGUCAAUAUGUUAAGGAGACAUAUGCAUAUCAACACAGAAGAAUGUUUAGAUAGUUAUUUACUGGCAUGUCAUGCACUGGCCAGGUAUUAUGCCAUUCCUUUUGACUAGGUA
Molecule: messenger RNA, 858 nt
Organism: Gilbertella persicaria
Lineage: Eukaryota; Fungi; Mucoromycota; Mucoromycetes; Mucorales; Choanephoraceae
Exons: 2
Coding region: 247-855 (202 amino acids)
Source: RefSeq, a predicted model, not a curated record